AUGUCCACCGUAUCGUCGUUGCUAAGACACUCAAGUACUUGGAACAAUGAAAACUGCUAUGUGAAUUUCAAAAUCGAUGCAAAUGCUUUCAGAGAAUAUUCGACGUAUAUAGAUUUAUUACAAGCAGUUGCAACUCAGCUGAAUAUAGACCUGCAACUGAAAAACAUAUACAUCAAAUAUAUCAUUGAAGGUAACGACACGACAAUAGAAAUACAUAAUGAUAUGAGUGUUAGGGUGUAUGUGGAAUUGAAGAAAGAGAACAAACAGUUAGCGAUGUAUCCUUUGUGCAUAAAUACAACUGAUAAAAGCGUUGAUAAUUGUGUAUCUGGUGAAAGUUGUAUUGAAGGAGGGAUUUUGCAAAUUGGUUACACAAAACAAACAAAUGCUAUGGAAACAGUAGGGAGUGGAGACUUAGCUUCUUCAAGUUGUGAUAAGAAUCAAAAAGAGGUUGUUGUUGAUCAAGUUUACAAGAACAAAGAUACACUAAAGGCUAUUAUGGCGAAUUAUGCAGUUUCCAACAGGUUCAAUUUUUGUGCCGAGAGUUAUACACUAGUAUGUGUGUCUGAAGAGUGUGAUUGGAAAUUUAGAGCAUCGAGCGUUGGUAAAUCAGAAAUGUUCAGGGUUAUGGAGUUUCAUGACAAGCAUACAUGUUCGCUAAAAGAUCAGGUGUAUUCACAACGCCAUGCGACAAGUUGGUUUAUAGGUGGAAUUGUAAAGCCAAAAGUAGCCAACCAUCAGAGGAAAUACACACCUAAUGAUAUAGCGGAGGAUGUAAGAAAUGAUCUUGGAAUGGAUGUGUCCUGUAUGGUCGCUUGGCGGGCUAGGGAAAAGGCAAUGAAGGAUUUAAUGGGUGAACCAUCGGAUUCUUACAUAAAAUUACCUGGGUACCUAUACAUCAUGGAUAAAACGUAUCCAGGUUCACAUAUAAAAAUGCGAAAAUCCGACGAAAAUGAGUUUCUGUAUCUGUUUAUAGCAUUUUAUGCAUUCAUCAAAGGGUUUCAUUGUUGUAGGCCAAUUGUUGUAGUUGACGGGAGGCACCUCAAAACAGCAUACAACGGAACGUUCGUAGCAAGCACGUUAGACGGUACAGGUAAUGUACUUUCUUUAGCAUAUGGUGUGAUAGAUUCAGAAAAUGACAGGUCUUGGACGUGGUUCUUUGAGCGAUUCAGGGAAGCGUAUGGUGUAAGAGAGAACAUGUGUAUUGUUGCUGAUAGGCAUGAAAGCAUAAACAAAGCUGUUUCUAGAAUCUAUCUGAAUGUGCCGCAUUAUGCAUGCAUAUGGCAUCUUUGGGGUAACGUAUGUAAGAAGUAUAAGAAGAGCCAUAAUGUGUUGAGUCCCAUGUUUUAUGCAAUGGCAAAAGCGUACACGCAGGAAGAUUUUGAUGAGCUUAUGGGGAAGGUUGAGAAGGCAUAUUUUCGAGUGGUAGAGUAUUUGGAAUUGGCUGGAAGAGAGAAGUGGGCUAGAGUGUAUGCAACUACUAACCGAGGGUGGACAAUGACUUCAAACAUAGCAGAGUGUAUUAAUCAUCACCUUGUAGCAGCAAGAGAGCUUCCUAUAUUUGAUUUUCUAGAAGAAGUCGAACCAUCAACCAAAUACUUGUACACAAUAUAUGAUGCAGGAAGGCGUUUCAUCGUUAACUUGGACAACAAAACUUGCAGUUGUCAGAUGUUUCAAAUAGACGAAAUUCCAUGCCCACAUGCAUGGGCUGUCAUUAAGAAGAAAAAUCUAAUGGCUGAUGAUUACUGUUCCGAAUUGUUCAAACCGCACACUGUGGUGAAGACGUAUGAUGUCGCCGUGGAUCCUCUCCCUGAUGAGCGGGAAUGGAAGAUUCCAACAUACAUAUCAGAGGAUGUGGUUUUGCCACCAAGAUACAAGAGACCUCCUGGUAGGCCAAAGAAAAAGCAUGAUAAGCCGUUAUUUGAAUUGCUUCUUGGGAAAAAGAGACAUGCUUGCAGUACUUGUGGACAGACUGGACACAAUAGACGAUCUUGUAGUAAUGCUCCUAGAAGGAAGUAA
Messenger RNA from Lycium barbarum (goji berry), 2016 nucleotides. RefSeq lists its product as uncharacterized. The transcript has 5 exons. The record is from RefSeq and is a predicted model, not a curated record. The coding region runs from base 1 to 2016 and encodes 671 amino acids. Gene Ontology annotation, molecular function: zinc ion binding; nucleic acid binding. NCBI's taxonomy places the organism in Eukaryota, Viridiplantae, Streptophyta, Magnoliopsida, Solanales, Solanaceae.